Capronia coronata CBS 617.96 is the source of this 1524-nucleotide messenger RNA. RefSeq lists its product as uncharacterized. Lineage: Eukaryota; Fungi; Ascomycota; Eurotiomycetes; Chaetothyriales; Herpotrichiellaceae. The transcript has a single exon. Gene Ontology annotation, molecular function: N,N-dimethylaniline monooxygenase activity; flavin adenine dinucleotide binding; NADP binding. Bases 1 to 1524 code for a protein of 507 amino acids. The record is from RefSeq and is a predicted model, not a curated record.
AUGGUGGGAAAACAUCCAAAUAGAGUAGCCGUGAUUGGCGCGGGGAUCAGCGGAGUGACUUCUGCCGCACAUUUGCUGAAGCACGGGGUCGAAGUCACACUCUUCGAAAGAUCCGGGGUCGCAGGAGGCGUCUGGCAUUUUGAUGAGAGGUCGGCGUUAGAGCCUCAGUAUCCAAAUGAGACCCCGUCCCGCGGCGACUAUGAGACAAAACCGGAGCUCGCAUAUGUUACACCACCGGCUGAAAUUGAUGAGAAUCAUGAGGAUAUCGAAAUCGCCCACGCACCUCCAGGGCCAUGCUACUCGGGACUGCAGAAUAACGUCUCGACAAGGUUGAUGAGAACCAGUCUCCAGGCUUGGCCGGAUGGGACACCGGAUUUCGUGAGCCAGAAGGUCAUGGAGGAGUAUAUCCAGACCAUUGCCGAUGUCCACGGCGUCUCUGCCAUAGCAGAGUAUCACACUCGGGUGGAAGAAGUGCGCAAGGCUGGCACAGAGUGGUCCAUCCGGACUACGACUCUGCAGAAACAACCAGGACCGUUCGGCGGGCCGCACUUGGUGGAGAGACGGUGGACAUUUGAUGCCGUUGUCGUCGCCUCCGGCCAUUACCACAUGCCUCGUAUUCCCGACAUUCCCGGCCUCAAGGAAUUGAAACAGGCAUGGCCAGAUCAAGUGUGGCAUUCGAAGAGAUAUAGGAACCCUGCUGUCUUCAAGGACCAGAACAUCCUGCUCAUUGGUGCAGGAGUAUCGUCGUUGGACAUUGCCAAGGAGGCGAGUGCCUAUGCGAAGAACAUCUACCAAAGUUCUCGUGGUGGAGUCCUCGAUCUACCUGCGGCCUUGUUACCGGACAAAGCCAUCAGGGUUGGUGGUGUCAAAAGUUUCCGGAUCAAUGCCAGCCAGGAUAUCGAGGAAUCCAGGCCCCGGCCAGAAUCAGUGACGGUGGUCCUGGAAGAUGGGCAAGAGCUGACCGGCAUCCAUUCCAUCGUGCUCUGCACAGGAUACAUCACUUCGUAUCCUUUCCUGUGCCAUCUGCAUGGCGAUACAAAGGCGGCCGACGAAGCUGACGAAAUCGUGCUCGUGACUCGCGACGGGGAGAUGGUGCACAACCUGCACAAAGACAUCUUCUACAUUGAAGAUCCUUCACUCUCGUUCGUUGGUGCGCCGUACCACAUUGCGACCUUUUCACUGUUCGACUUCCAAGCGCAGGCGGUCGCCAGAGUCCUAGCCGGGAAAGCACUGCUUCCUUCGAAGGAGCAAAUGCGUGCGGAGUAUCGGGAUCGCGUAAAGAGCAAAGGCCUAGGACGGGACUUCCACAGCCUUAGGGCGGCUGACGAGGAGCAGAGAUACGUGGCUGAGCUGGUCCAAUGGAUCAAUGAAAGCGCUACCGAGCUAGGUAUUGAGGACAAGAUGGAAGGUCACACCGCGGAAUGGCACCAGGCAAACAUCGAAAGAGAGGAACGUUUGAGAUGGUUGAGAGAAACCAAAGGUGUGAAGCAGGACGAUGUCGGUAAAGAGGCGGUAUCGGCAUAA